This is a messenger RNA of Lathyrus sativus (Indian pea), 222 nucleotides long. The record is from the annotation of a GenBank genome assembly. NCBI's taxonomy places the organism in Eukaryota, Viridiplantae, Streptophyta, Magnoliopsida, Fabales, Fabaceae.
AUGCAAUGCAGUCCUAAAUGGUUGUUGAAGCAAGAACUGUCAAAGAUUGUCAAAUCUAUCAAUAGGCAGUUGCGGGAGAAAUCUAUCAAAACAAAGGUUGGUGCCUUUUCUGUUUUGAAAGAACUCGUGGUUGUCUUGCCCAACUGUCUUGCAGACCACAUUGGCUCACUCAUUCCUGGAAUUGAAAAAGCAUUAAAUGUAAGCAACAUUGUAUUGAAUUAA